UCUUUCAGUUUUCUGUUACACCCACUUUUUCGUUCACAAUUGUCCCAACAGAAGAAAGAAACAAACAGAUAAACAGAAAAAGAAACAAUCAAAAACAUACAAAAGAACACGAUCUUUCUUGUGUUUCAGAAAUCGAAUGGAGCAGAGAAGAGGCGAUCCAAGAAUAUACAUCGUCACUCUUCUUUUUCUAUCAUGUAUCCUCUCAGGAGGAGUCCUUCUCGGACUUUACCUCCUCCUCCCUGAUCCGAACCCUCUCUUUCUACCAGCGGGUAUGUUCUUCGCUGGUAUCCCUUGGCUCUUCUGGUUCUUGGCUUACCUUUACUCCUGCGUCCUCAAGCCCUGCACCGUCUCCGUAAGCAAAAGCGUCACCAGUUUCGAUCCGGAGAAAGGCGUGGAGAAGAACAGCAAGAGCAUCACGGAAAACGCCACGUCAGCUUCAGAUCCCGUGGCUGCGGUCGAGCCGAUGGAAGGUGAGAGGCACGUGCAGCUCGGGAAUGUGGUUGUAGAACAAGAACAAGAACAAGAAAAUGGUAGAUUAAGUUCAAGAAGAAGCCACGAUGAUGAGGAUUGCGAUAGAACUCCAUUGAGAUUAUCAGUCGGGAACAAAUGAUUCGAUACUGAAUGAUCAUCAGGAACUGAUGUUAAAAUUGAACUGAGAGGAGAGGCUUUGAAAAAGAUCUCUGUUAUUGACGUGUUAGACAAGGAACGUUGUUCUUUGAGUAAGAACCAUAAUACCAUGUGAAAGAUCCAUAGGAGAAUUUUAUUUAUUGUAGCUUUACUUUUGUUGUACUUAUGAAUUGAUGAAUUAAACAAACAAUCUGUAACCAAAAUCAGAACAUAUAUAUCUUCUCCAAUGUCAGAAACAGAACAGUGCAGUGAUUUAUUUUAUUUAUUUAUUUGUAGUAACGA
Messenger RNA from Brassica napus (rape), 909 nucleotides. RefSeq lists its product as uncharacterized. The record is from RefSeq and is a predicted model, not a curated record. The transcript has a single exon. NCBI's taxonomy places the organism in Eukaryota, Viridiplantae, Streptophyta, Magnoliopsida, Brassicales, Brassicaceae. Bases 137 to 610 code for a protein of 157 amino acids.